Exophiala xenobiotica is the source of this 1890-nucleotide messenger RNA. RefSeq lists its product as uncharacterized. The record is from RefSeq and is a predicted model, not a curated record. Bases 322 to 1551 code for a protein of 409 amino acids. Lineage: Eukaryota; Fungi; Ascomycota; Eurotiomycetes; Chaetothyriales; Herpotrichiellaceae. The transcript has a single exon. Gene Ontology annotation, molecular function: oxidoreductase activity.
CACGCAAUAUCUCCGCACGAUUGGAUCACCUUCGACCCCUCGCACGCAAGCUGUGUGCGCGCUUGACACCAUCACAAUGCCUGUGUCGGAGAUCCCCUCGAUAGCAGGGUAUUGGCUGGACAAAACUGACGACAGGCAAGCCCGAGCUGAAGUGUGAGUUUUCUCAGCCUCUUCUCUACGUCCGAAGUCGCUUUCCACAGCUUUUAAAAAGAAACACGAGAGCCGCUUUUCAACUCAGGAGCGUUCGUCUCAAACGUUGAAUCGAAUCUUCCCUCACUAGCAAAGCAGAUCCUUGAACCCCAGAUAGACACCACCAUCGUCAUGGCACCAGCAGCCAUUUCCUCCGCCUCAUCGCAAACACCUUUUCCCUCGAAAGCCCAACCCAAAGAGGUCGACCGCUCAAUCUUCCCGGACGGCUUCAAAACGUCGGGACAGCACCCGCCGCUGUACGACAAAUUGUACCCCUACUCUGCGUUCCCCAAACACAUCAGGGGCCCAACAGUCUGGUCGUCUUCCGACUACGCCUCGCACCCGGAACAAUGGACGCACGUCUUCUCGCCGGCCGAAGUGGGUGAACUAUCGUCCGCGGCCGACGCCUUCCUCGCGCAGAACCUGCCCCUAACGGGCAUCAACCCGGACAACUUCCCACUGCCCAGCAUGCGGGCCAGCCUGUCGGCCAUGCGCAACGAACUGCUCAACGGCAAGGGCUUCAUCCUGUACAAAGGGUUCCCCGUGACCGAGUGGGGCAACCACAAGUCCGCGGUGGCGUAUUUUGGUUUGGGCACGUACAUCGGCUACCCGGUGUCGCAGAACGGGCGGGGCCACAUCCUCGGGCACGUCAAGGACCUGGGCGAAGACAGCAAGGCCAUUGACAAGGUGCGCAUCUACCGGACCAACGCGCGCCAGUUCUUCCACGCGGACGACUCCGACGUCGUGGGGUUGUUGUGCCUCGCGCGCGCCCAGGAGGGCGGCGAGAGCGAUGUCGCGUGCGUGCAUCACGUCUGGAACAUCCUGCAGGCCGAGUAUCCCGAUGUUGCGGAGCUCUUGACGCGGCCCGUGUGGUAUUUUGAUCGCAAGGGCGAGCUGAGCGUCGGCGAGGAGCCGUAUAUUCGCACCAGCGUCUUCUAUCUCGAGACGCCGGACCCCGCCAACCCCCAGGCCGAGCAGAGGGUCUAUUGUAAAUGGGACCCCUACUACGUGCGGAGUCUGUCGCGCUUCAGCGACGCCGGCGUCAUACCGGCUCUGUCCACGGCGCAGGUCCACGCUCUGGAGACGCUGGAGGCCGUGUGCAACAGAGUCAAGCUGCAUAUGAUUCUUGAGAUCGGCGAUAUUCAGUUCCUGAGUAACGCUCACAUCUUACAUGCCAGGACCGAGUAUAGGGAUUACGCUCCCGAGAGUGGGAUGCCGAGACGGCACUUGAUGAGGUUAUGGUUGAGUACGCCUGUGAGCGAGGGUGGCUGGAGAUUGCCGUUCCAUGAUGCGGAUGAGAGAAAGAGAGGCGGGAUCCAGGUUGAUGAUACGCCGCCCGUUGCGAGGUUGGAUGCGGAUUGAUAUUAACAAAUUUUUCGGAGAACGGGUUCGGCGUGACUUACGGUAUGUACAGACAUAUAGACUCGACGAGGCGAGCUCGCUGCGAUGUCAGCUCGAGAAAACAAGCAUUGACGAUCAGAUGACUUGGAAUUGGUUUGACCUGCUUGAAGAGCGUCGGCAACAUCACUAUCAUCUGUCCAUUUGGAUGCACCAUGAAGGCACUGAGGUGAAAUUAAUGAUGUAUUGUCAUGCUGCUCAACUUAGUCUCCACGACGGUACCUUGUUUGUCGCUGUGACUCCGUCUCCAGUUCGAGGCUACCAGUCAUACAUACUCUCCAAAGUGACAUCCUGUACAACUUG